AAACGGAAGGCACCCCUAGACAUUCAUGUAUCGUGGCUUAAGGUUAUGAAGGCCAUAAAAUUCUAACCUGAUACCCUAAAAUCGUAUAUAUCUGCUUUGACAAUUUUUAAAGUUCUUAUGAAAGUUCUGCAGUUGAAAGGAACAAACCAAACUAAAAGGUGCUGGGUACAGGUGAUCCCUAGAACGAAAAUCUAUAAGCAAAGAAAUAGAAAACAAAAUUUUACCGAGGAUGGAUGACGACGCACGUACUAUUUACUGCGGAAAUCUGAGCGAUAAAGUAACCGAGGCAAUCCUCUACGAAUUAUUUCUGCAAGGAGGUCCUGUACAAAAAGUAAGCAUUCCGAAGGAUCGCGAUGGCAAGCAGAGAACAUUUGGAUUCGUCACAUAUAAGCAUACGCACUCUGUGGAAUACGCAUUACGACUACUUGAUGGUACAAUGUUAUACAAUCGGCUCCUUAAUAUGAAACAGAGGAACUGCACUGAGUCGCAACAAGAGAAGUUACUGAAUCCUGUUUGCAAUGUGAAUCACAUGCUGGAACAGGGUCAGCAGAUGAUCUUGGGAAAUUAUCCACCGCGGAUCAAUGGUAACAUGUUUGGUGCGAACGUUCCGCCGAACGUUUUGCCACAACUGAUACAAUCCGAUGUAAAUUCUGGCAAUGACGAUAGGAAUUUUAGGAGAAGCCAUUCUUAUCAUAGAGACAGAGAGAGAAAUCGAGAGAAGGAGCGCGAUAGAGAUAGAGCCAGAAAUAGAAACAGAGAAAGAAGCAGGGAACGAAAUGAUCAUAAUGAAUAUUACAGAGACGAGAGAUCGUAUUACAGAGAUAACCGUUCCAAUAGCUAUUCUCGAUAUAACGACAAUAGAAAAAGAUGGACUUAUCAUUGAUUGGUGGACUUUUUUGAUCAACUAAUUAAAGUCUCCUUUGAUAUUUACAUUACAGAGAGAACAAGCCGAUAGAAUUUCCCUUCUUUUCUUUCUUUUUUUUUUGCUAUACUCCAUCUAUAUAAAAAUCUUUGAGUGUAUUGAUAUGAAUUUGUUAUCAAUAAUUAUAAUAUAUUCAGUAUAUAUAAUAAAUAAUAAGUACUAUGUACUAUAUGUACUAUGUACUUAUAAUUUUGUAAUAUAUAUGUAUACACACAUAUAUAUACAUGUAAAGUUAUAUGGACUCAUAGAGGAUGGGAGAAUCAUGCAAGCUAAUAUCUCAAUCAAUUAUCAAAAAUUGCUCUUAUCAAAAAAUAAUUUUAUGCAUCCUAAACUGCAUUAUUGGUCCUAAUUAAGAUAUUGCCAAUACUUUUUUUGAUAUUUAAAAAAACACAGUUGCUGAGAUAUCGACUUGUAAUAUUUUAUAUAUAUCAUCCAGUAUUGUGUAACGAUAUAAGUAGACCGUAUUUUAAGUAAUAUCUUUAAAGCACAUAAGUGUGUAAAUAUUUACAUCUGUUGAUAUCACAUUCGUUAAGUUGCAUGAUGGAAUUUUGUUUUCGUAUAUCACAUUAGGAACUGUAUGUUAUAUUAAUGACUAUCAUUUUUAAGUGCGUUGCAAACUUGCAAUCAAUAUCAAUAAUCUUGAUUAAUAUCACAAAUUUUAUUUUUUUUUAUUUAUAUCACAUUUCACAGACAUGAAAUACAUAGCAGGCAUUGUAUGAUUUA
Messenger RNA from Ooceraea biroi (clonal raider ant), 1645 nucleotides. Its product is annotated as RNA-binding protein 7. Lineage: Eukaryota; Metazoa; Arthropoda; Insecta; Hymenoptera; Formicidae. Gene Ontology annotation, biological process: regulation of alternative mRNA splicing, via spliceosome. Gene Ontology annotation, molecular function: single-stranded RNA binding. The record is from RefSeq and is a predicted model, not a curated record. Gene Ontology annotation, cellular component: nucleus.